Molecule: messenger RNA, 3651 nt
Organism: Lucilia sericata (common green bottle fly)
Lineage: Eukaryota; Metazoa; Arthropoda; Insecta; Diptera; Calliphoridae
Gene: Aef1
Product: adult enhancer factor 1
Exons: 3
Coding region: 774-1745 (323 amino acids)
Biological process (GO): regulation of transcription by RNA polymerase II
Molecular function (GO): DNA-binding transcription factor activity, RNA polymerase II-specific; RNA polymerase II cis-regulatory region sequence-specific DNA binding
Source: RefSeq, a predicted model, not a curated record
GAAGCAUACGAGACAGACAACUGUCAAAAAAAGAAAAGAAGAAUUGUGUGUUCGCGAGAAUAGGAAUACGACAAAAAAGUAUUUUUUGUAACUUUUUCUUCUUUUUAUUUUUGCUACAACCAAAAAAAGCAAAUACACUUUUUUCUUAACCGACCUCAACAAUUUAAAAAUAAUUUACAUAUAUUUUUUAUAAAACGAAACUUACGGUUUGUAACAAAUAUUAAAUGGAAAGUUAAAGAAAACAACGCGCUAAAGGAUAAGCGCUGGGUGAAAAGAUUACCAAAGGAAUGUAAUCACUGCAAGAAAAAAAACGAAGGUGUUUAAAACGAAUUUAAAACAAAAAUGCAGAGAUAUGCCACAAAAUAAUCAAAUAACUCUUGACUAAUUCCUGAAAAAAUAUUCCAACGGAAACGGCUAGUUUUUCUUCAUAUUCAGUUGAAAUCUAAAAGAAAAACUAGUGGAACGGCCUCGCAAAAAAAGGUGGUAAGGUGUGAUAUAAAUAACAUCAACGAUACUACUUAUCCUACUAAUGGCUACAUUUUCCUAAAUACGUGAUAAAAUAAGAAAAGAUUAUUUUUUAAUAAAAUUAAAAAAGAAAACCAACACUCAAUUCAACAAUAAUCUAACGAGAUCAUACUUUUAAAGUUUUUGAUCAAGUUGUUAUCUAUCACCCGACUGGGGAAUUGUUUAUUUUGGAAUUUUUAAAGUUCUAAUUUCGCUACAUAUACUUUUUUAAUACAUAUAUAAAAUAUACACAUUAAGGCAUUCUUAGAAUGCAUAUAAAAAGUCUGCAACAUGCUCAUGCUGCUGCAGCAGCGGCAGCAGCCAUGCCAAACUGUGAAAUUGUAAUCGUAUCAUCUUCGCCUAAUCAUAAUAACAACAAUAAUAAUAAUAACAAUAAUAACAACAAUAACAAUGAAAGUACAAAUGGGGGAUCGAGUAAUGGCAGUGGAGGCGGCGGUGGCGCUGCUGGUGUUGCUAACAAUGGUCACCAACAUCAACAACAGCAACACGGUUCCUCAGCCCCAACACCAACUGAGAUUCCAAUACCGUUUAUGCAUUUGGCAGGCGUGACAGCAGAGGCUCAUGCCGCAGCUCAGGCUGCCGCUAUGGCUGCAGCACAAGCGGCGGCCGCUCAAGCAGCUGCUGCCGAACAGGGUGGCGGUAAUGCCCCACCACCGGGCAGUGCUCUGGCCCAUCAUCAUGCCAUAUUGCAGCAACAUCCUUUGGCUCAUCUAGUGGCCACUGCUGCACACAGUCCUGCUCUAUCCGAACAACACUUUAUAGCCCGCGAUGCUACCGUCUUGACUAAUGGCCACAAUGGCAACUCAACGUCGGCAUCGGGUGGACCUGCCCCCGAAAAACCAUUUCAGUGUAAUGUCUGCGAAAGACGAUUCCGCCAAUUGAGUACUCUCACGAAUCAUGUAAAAAUCCAUACUGGAGAAAAGCCGUACAAAUGUAAUGUUUGUGAUAAAACCUUUCGUCAAUCGUCCACUUUGACUAAUCACUUGAAAAUACAUACCGGUGAGAAGCCAUUUAAUUGUACCUAUUGUCCGAAACAUUUUCGUCAAUUGAGUACAUUAACAAAUCAUUUGAAAAUUCAUACAGGCGAAAAACCUUUUGAAUGUGCCGUUUGUAAAAAACAAUUCCGUCAAUCUAGUACUCUUAAUAAUCACAUAAAAAUCCAUGUUAUGGACAAAGUCUACGUGCCCGUAAAGAUUAAAACUGAGGAGGAGGAAGGGUGACUAGAGGACAUGAUGGUGGUUGCAACUGGGGGCUCCAAUAAUGGACUUCAACAGCAACAACAACAACAUCAUCAGCAAAAUCAUUCACAACAACAACAGCAGCAGCAUCAACAGCAACAACAACAAUUAAUCGCUCAACAACAACAGCAGCAGCACCAACCACAACAUCGUCAAAUUAUUACCUCCACUCUAGCACAACAUCAGCAACAGUUACAAAACAACAAUACAACAAUAAUAGCAACAACACAACAACAACAACAGCAGCAACAAAACCAACAACAACAGCAGCAGCAACAACAAACCACUAAUGGCUCAGCCACAACAACACCGUCCAAUCUUGAAGCUUUUUCCAACAUCGCAACAGCUGCUCAAACACUCGAAUUAAGUUCAUUAAAUGCCGCCCAAUUGGUGGGUGGUCACUUGACGGCCGAUGGUAAUUUCGUUACCAUGGGCGGUGUUGUAGUCGGACGUUUACAUCCCGCUCCAGGUGCUGCGGGCAAUACGCAUUUCCUUCAACAUCAAUUGCGAAUACAUACACCCCAUUUGGGCGUAAUAAAGAUGGAACCAUCGCCCAAUGCUAAUGAAUACAACAACACCAAUAAUCCAAAUAGCAACACUAGCAACAAUAACUCAACGACGCACACAAAUAAUGCGAACGAAGGAUGAGUCCCCGACUAUGAGACACUAUUGGAAUAUGUGCUCAAUGAUUGAAAACUAAAUGAUAAAAAACAGAAGAGAAAAAAAGGAAACACAAAAACAUAUGCAAGUGUACGUGUGUGUAAGCAUAAAAUAGUCAUUUAUCCUAUGAAAAUUUGGAAUUGACUUUGUAAUUAAUUAUUAAUUUUUGGCUUAAAUAGAUGUAGAGUAGAAUAUUGUCAAAUUGUCGAGAGAUUAAUGAAUGUCUCACAGCGAAUGUUAAUAAAAAAUAUUGUUUUUAAAUUAAAUAAGGAAAUUUAUUAAAAAAAAAAAAAAAAACAAAUUACUGAAAAAAUCUCACAAUGUUUUUCAGAGCAAAGGAGUGAUUAAUAGGAAAGUUAAACAUUAAAAAAUUCAAAACCUUUCAAACUAAGUCGAACUUAUAACAGCUUUAAUAACAAACAACAGAGUUUUAAAAUUUUUGCUAAGAAUGUUUUUUUUUGUACCUUCUUAAAUUUGUCCCUAUGGCAGGCUCACCUUUUUCACCAUUAAAUUACAAAUAUUGAAAGAAGUAUUUACUAUAGUAAAUACUUCUUUCAAUAUUUAUAUAUAAAUAUUUUCAAAAAAUAUAAAAUAUUUGUCAGAGUAUAUUUAAUCAAGUUUUAAUGAAAAUAAAUGUGUCUUAGAAUGUGGGAAGAUAUUUUGCACAGCCUAAUUAAAUCUGAUUUUAUUGAAAAUAAGUGCGCGAAGCUUUGAAAAUUUAAAAAUAAAUAAAAGGAAAUCCUCUUUAAUUUGAAAAAUAUGGCUGAGAAUCUAUCUCAUUAAUCGAAAAAAAAAUCGAUUUUGUUCCAUCUACAUCUAUUUACAAACACUAACAGCAAUUUAUUGUCCUCUAUGAAACGACUUUCUUGCACACACGCAAACCACCAACCAAAAGAAACCAAGGGCUCAUCCAAUUAUAAAAAAAUAAAAUGAUAAAUCUCCGUGUAAAUGUACUUAUAAAGGAAAGGAAAUCUACAAAUAUUAACUAUUUUUAAAAAAAUACUUAAGGAAAAGGAGAAUUUAUAUUAUUAUUGUUUGAAAUAUUGUUGUCACAAAAUAAAACAAAAAAUAUAAUAAAUAUUGUUAGUUGUUGUUAUACUAUGAUCAUCAGAAUAUUAUAAAUGAAAAACGAAAUAAUUGAUGUUUGUUGUUAAAGAAUAUACAAAAGAAAACCCUAAAAAACUACUGAUAACAUUGUUGUUAAAUAAAUGCAGAGGAAACUAAAAAA